Molecule: messenger RNA, 12491 nt
Organism: Maniola jurtina (meadow brown)
Lineage: Eukaryota; Metazoa; Arthropoda; Insecta; Lepidoptera; Nymphalidae
Gene: bchs
Product: WD repeat and FYVE domain-containing protein 3
Exons: 56
Coding region: 356-11113 (3585 amino acids)
Molecular function (GO): metal ion binding; protein binding
Source: RefSeq, a predicted model, not a curated record
UCCAGACCAGAACCGCGGCGCAAAGUCAGUAGAAAAAAAGUAUUGUGUGAGCGAGCAGGAUAUUAUUGAUAAGAUUUUAAUUUUAAUUGAUAAAAUAUAAAAACAAUAAUUAAUCAUUUUUUCGGUGCUGGCACCCAAAAUAAUAAAUAAUAAUAUCUAAAGUGAAUCAUUAAAUAUGUGAGCUGUAUAACAGUACAAUGUAAAAUUAGACAUCAAUAAAAAAUGCUUUUGUGUAGCCAAAAACCCUUCGGAAUUCCUUGUGGAUGUACCAAAAAAUAAAAAAGGGAUGUACAAAGUACUAUAAUAAAAAGUAUUCUUUUAGGAACUAAGUUAGUGAUCGAUUUUGUUUUAAACAAUGAAUUUAAUGCGCAAAUUGCGUGGGGCGUCCGCCUCAUCUUCGGCGGAGGCCGCCGAGGCUUCGAGUUCGUCUCAUGUCCAGCUCGGGUUAAUGCACCUCAAGAAGCUAUUCGCAGAAUACACCCAUCCACCACAGCCGCUGACAGAGGCAGAAAAAGAUGAUAAAUUGUAUAACAUGCUACCUCUCUUUUGUAAGGUUUUCAAAAAUGAACAUUCUUGUAUGCAGGUUUUUGGCACAAGUCCAUCUAGUGAGAUGAACGAAAAGUUUUGGGAUAUCCUGUCAUUUUGCCAGCAAGUGUCAAAGCUUAUGGUCUCAGAAAUAAGAAAGCGAGCCAGCAAUCAAAGCACAGAGGCAGCUAGUUGUGCUAUUGCUAAAUUCUUGGAGAUAGAGAAUUCAGAGGAGUCAAGUAAUGGGUGGAUGCUUCUAUCCACUUUGAAUCUCUUAGCAGCUGGUGACCAGUCUUUAAUACAGGUCAUGACGACUGCAGCUAUACCGUCAACACUAGUCAAAUGUCUGUAUCUGUUCUUUGAUCUACCAGAAAUACCUGAAUCUGAAGCAGAUGUCCAGGAUGGUAAUAGUGAAUUUACACCACGAGAGAGGAGGAUACUUUUACAGAAGAUUUUUGUUCAAGUUCUAGUCAGACUAUGCAGUCACCCUUUUCCCUGUGAAGAGUUGGCGAGGAAGGAUGACCUAAGCUUACUGUUCUCUGCCAUCACAUCCUGGUGUGCUCCAUACAAUAUGAUGUGGAGGAAAUCGGCAGCUGAGGUUUUGAUGACCUUAUCCAGACAUGGCUUGACACAAUCUGUUGUCCAGUACAUUCACAAUAAGGGAUGUGUAGGACUUUGUAUUGAAAACAUGCAAAAGAUCCCAGAGUUAACACCACUAGAGGUUGUAGAAAUGUUUGUGGCUGUGUUUUGUUUCUUGAAAGACUCCAGUGAAGUUAGUCAAUUAUUAUUGGACGAUUUUCGUUCAUGUCAAGGAUACCUGUUUCUAUCAGAAUUUCUUCUCAAACAUGAGAGACAAGAUGUGCCCGAUUAUUUAACAUCAGGGCUAGAAGAAGAACGAGUAAGCGGGACGGAAGCUCGCGCAGCCUUGAGGAACUUAGUACUCAUGAUAUCAUCACUCUGUGCCUGCGGUUUCUCCGAGUUACGGCCGACUAGAGCAAAUACCGAACUGUUCAAGCUGCAAGGAUUCGUUCUACCUCAGCCGUCCACGCCUGGACAAGCUGUCAGAAAUGUUCAAGCAUUUCAGGUGUUACAGUCAGUAUUCAUGAAAUCAACGUCGGCAGCUCUGUGCUGCACCAUACUGGACGCCAUAUCCAGCGUGUACCACGCAGAUAACGCUAACUACUUCAUACUAGAGAACCAGAACACACUCAGCCAAUUCUCCGAGAGGAUCCACACGAAAAACGCUGAAAUACAAGAGAAGUUUUUUGAAUUGCUAGAGUUUAUCGUUUUCCAGCUGAACUUUGUGCCGUGCAAGGAAUUGAUAUCGCUCUCGUUGUUGCUAAAAGCGAAUAAAUCGAAGAGCUGCAGCAUUCUAUGUAUGAAGACCUUGUUGAAUAUUUUAAAAAGUAGUGGCAAGCUGGAGGGUAAUAGUUCGUCACAAGAUGGCACAGGGCACAACGCAAUUUUCAAAGACGUGUACCGAGAAGUGGGGAUGCUGGAAGUUUUCGUCACUUGUCUGUCCCGAUACGCAGUGUUUCUUAAAGAUAAACAGUUGGAAGAGGAAAGAUCUGUCAGGGAGGGUGACAAACCUGCAACUGAUGCCCCAAAACCUCCCGAGAGGAAGAAGAGACAGUCUAGACAGGAUUCCUUGAUAAAGGAUCCUAAUUCGGAUGUGGAAGAGGAAGAGUUGGGGGCUUUAGUCAUGGACGGUUUAACUGCACUGUUGAAUGGGAAUGUGAAUAAUUGCAAUGUGUUUAGAGAUUGUGGUGGGGCGAAGUGUGUGCACGGAAUGGUUAUUCACGAGUCGUGCAGGAGUAAAGCCUUGGGUGUAAUAAGGGAGUUAAUAGUGAGCGGGUCAGGCGAGGAGGACAUGUCGGCGUUGUUGUGUGGGAUGCACGCAGCGCCCAAUGAUGCUCUAAAGUUAAAACUGCACAUAUUGAAAGCUUUGCUUGUUUGCCUGCGGGACUCACACCGGACGAGAACUAUUUUCAGAAAGGUGAGCGGAUUUGUCUACGUCACCAGCGUGCUGGUGUCGCUGGAGGGUAAGUUGCAAGGGGACGAACCGAUGGACCGCGACAUGUUGCAGCUGAUACAUAUAGUCUUCUACACAAUAAGCACUGCUAUGAGAUUUGAGCCUGCCAACGCGAAAUUUUUUCAUCACGAGAUCUGUAUGACAACGUUAUAUGAAACGAUACGAUUACUGGGCUGUUUUACGAAGGACAUUGAGUUACAAAACGACAUAGAUGCCGGUGACCCAGAGCUGUAUGAGGUUUUUCACGAAAUAUUCACCGGAAAUAUUCUAGAAACUACGUUUCCCGAAAAAGUACCUGUUAUAUUCGUACACGCAUGUAUCGUAUUGAGGCUAUUGUAUGACGUGGCACUGGAUUCGUUCGAUAAGCCGACGUUUUGUGGGUCGCUUAAUGUGAAGUCACCGAGUUUAACGCGACAAAGUUCUGCCAUCAAUGAGGCUAAACCAGCGGGCCGCCCAACUCCACUGAGCCUCGCAAUGGGUAACAGCAACGGGGAGGCGUGGGUGGUGCACUCGGGGGUCGUCAUAGUGCUGGCGAAGUUGUUGCCCGCUCUGCCGCGCCCGCCUGAGCACGAGGACUACGCGCGCGCGCUGCGGGACUACCUCGCGCACGUGCUCAAGAGUCUCGUCAGAAGCGAACGCAAUCAACAAGUGAUGUGCGGCGCGGGGCUGGCGGGCGUGGUGCUGCGCGUGUGCGGCGCAGCGCUGCGCGCGGAGCGGCACCCGCUGCACGCGCCCGCCAUGUACGUGCUGGAGCGCCUCGCCGCGCACGCGCUCAGACCCACCGAACUAAGGGAAUUCUUACGGAUGGGAAACCCUCUGAACUGCUUAGCUCCAGAACCAGGACAAGUUUGGCAGCCUGGUGGACCAGUACCCUUAACACGAAUUAAAACUUUAGUCUCCAUGACUACGCCACGAGAUUACAGGUCGCAAAACUCAUGUACACAGCCACCGUUCGUGGAAUUCGAUAUGUCAGCAGAAGGUUUCGGUUGCCUUUACCUGCCGAGCAUAGCACCUCAGUCUGCCAAUCUAAAUGCUCUCGGCACUCAAGACACUACUACGCUCGGUGGAAUUGGAUCAGGGGACAGAGUAUUUCCACCUCAAACGGGAUUAACUUAUUCAACGUGGAUUUGUGUGGAAAAGUAUUCGGAUCCUAGGACGGACCCGCAUUGCGUGCGAUUGUUGACAUUAGUAAGGAACAUCAACAAUACUCGAGACGAACAUCUCGUAUGCCUCACUGUGGUGCUAUCUGCGAGGGACAAGGCCAUUAUUGUAUCUACACAGGAAACUUUGGUUCCACAUAAUGUGGGAGAGUGGGAACCGGACGGCGGUGGCGAGUGCGGCGCGCGGGUUUGGUGUCCCGACCUGCAGCACGAGGGGCAGUGGCACCACCUCGCCUUGCUCUUCAACCGCGCCGUGCUCAAGAACUCUUCCUUCUCACUUUAUCUCGACGGUCAGCAUAUGCAUUCGGGAAAAUUACACUACGUGAGCGCGAACCCCGGAGGCGGAGCGGCGACGCUGUCGGGUGCGUCCAGCGUUUACUGCGUCAUUGGCACGCCGCCGCAGUGGCGCCGGUACUCGCGCCUAGUGUGGCGACAAGGCCCGGCACUGCUGCUAGAGGAUGUACUUUCCCCUCAAACAAUCUCCACAAUCUACCAGCUUGGCCCUCACUACGUCGGCACGUUACAAGCCCCGUUACCUCCCGGCCACAGUCAGGAGCGCUUGCCGCCAUUGAUUGCUGAAGAAAAGGUCGUGUUUGGAAUCAACGCGCGCGCAAUGUCGCAACUAACACUCGCCAAAAUUCGAAAAGUUUACAGCAAAAAUGACAAUAAAGCGAUAGCGAAGCAGCUGGGUAUGUCUUCCCAUGAGAAUGCGACUCCUAUAAGGAUACUGCACAAUUCAGCGGGACAUCUGAUGGGCCCUGCGAGAUGUUUAGGAGGCACGGUCGUUGGAUAUUUGGGAGUUAGAGUGUUCUGCCCGAAGCCAGCAGCUAUUAUGAUCGAUACAGUCGGCGGAUGCUCAGUUUUACUGGGAUUGAUAGCCAUGGCACAAGAUGUGGAAUGUUUAUACGCGGGAGUUAAAGCGCUUGUAUGUGUAGUGCGGUCGAAUAAAGCGGCACAAGCUGAGAUGGACCGCCGGAAAGGAUACCAAACACUAGCGAUGUUGUUGAAACGAAAGAAACAAUUGCUCAAUUCACAUAUACUGCAUUUAAUAUUUGGCCUCGUUGGCACAGUCGACAGUCAAAAGGAGACCUCGUCAAUACCAAAUCUAACUGCAUUUCAGGAUCUAAUCUGCGAAUUAGAAGUAUGGAUAGGCGCACCAGGAGGACUUAUAAAAUCGCUUCUAGAGCAUUUACUGGAGUUAGCUACGGAAACCGCUCACAGAACGCACAACCUACGCACAAUGAGGGAGCUGCAACUAGUCCCGAAACUCCUAUAUAUAGUCAAUGAAGUAAAAGUUCCAAGCACAAAGAAUGUUCUCAUACGUCUGCUAGCUACGUUGUUAGGUAGCGGCCCACCGCGACCUAGUGACUUGUUAUGUUUAGGCCAGUUUUUGGCUUACACACUGCCUUUACCUUCACAAUCUGAACACGGAAUCGUUAUACUCGAGGAUUUCGAGCACGAAUGCGAAGGGGAGCACAUCAUAUUAAGGAAUAAAUGUCUGUCAAUUUUAUAUUUUCUAUUAUUCACCACGACAAAUUUGGAAAACACACAUGUUUCUGACGAGGUGUCGAGAGUGCUGGGUUUGGACUGGCUGCUGAGUUUCAUGCAGGAGAAUGUUCACCACACCACAGUUUUGUUGGCCUGGAAAAUAUUAGUCAUACUUUGCUCCGGUCAAGGACAGCAGUCACCAAUAAUGCAGAGAUUUCGCGAAGGCGUAGGCAAUGGCGGCUGGCUCCGGCACACUGAGCUAGUAGCGUCGCAACAGGCGGGCGUUGUACUGACGGCGGCCGUACAUUCGCACUCGCAUCUCCAUACACAACUUUUGUACACCUCUGGCUUCACUCUGCUUGCCUGGUUGUCACUCAACCACUUACAAAUACCGGAACUAUACUACUUGCUAUUCGGACUUGCGCUCGGUCAGCCGAUGCGUUACGUGGCUUGUGACAAAGUUAUAUCAGUGGACCGAGUAUGGGCCGCUGCUUGGGGUGGCGCGGCUCCGUCCAGACAAUCGUCUGCUGCCGUGGCCGCCAAAAUUACUUUAUGCCCUGAAGCAGUGGUGAUAUUGCUCGCAUGUGUUCGGGCUUUGAUACACGCGGAGACCGGGUCUUUACCGGACUGGCUGAACGAUCAUCCAGUAGCAAUAAUACAGGUGUUAUUUUCCUUCUACAAUACGCUGGCAGAUUUCGUUACACUAAUGAUGAGUGCCGAAGUUUUGACAGCAUUGGCAUCGACGCUUUUCCCCCCGAAUACAACAAACGAUAUUCACAUGCCGAUAUGUGAAAGUGGCGACAGUUCGGGCGCGUCCACACCAGGGUCAGAAAAGGAUGUAGUGAUAAUCGGUAGCUCUGCCUCCCUCACACAACAUCCCGCUCGUCAAGCCGUCAUGGAUUUUCUAAGGGUCAUCGUUCUAGACUCCCUUCCACUUAACGUCACCGCUAAAGCUUCACCAAACGCCGUCCCCUCUGACUCAGUGCCACCGUCAAUGUUUUGUACCCCCUGCGCUACAAGAUCAUACUUUUAUUGCGUAAUAGACCUUGUUCUAGACGCGUCUCCUCCUAAUUCGAACAGUCAGCAACAAAUAGAAUAUCAAACCGAAGUCCUUACGAGUAUAAUGGAAAACUUGUUGAAUACUGAACUGUUUGGUACGGAAUCGAAUAUUUCUAACGUUUGCUACUUGGCAGCUCGACUUGUAGAUAAGUUGUGGCAGGGACAGCUAUCGAGGGAUCCUCACGAGGUGUUCGACUUCUUAGUGAAACUAGUAACACAAGCCAAGAAAAAAUCAUCAGUAAUAUCUCUAGAGGGCUUGCACCAUUGUCUGAACAGAACGAUACUAUUUCUUUUAUCCCGCUCUACUGAAUCCAUCGCCGACCAAAUGUCUGUGCUUGAAGCGUUACACAAACUCACAACUAACAGGUUACUUAUAUUCGGUGCAGGGAAUCACGAAUUAGAAUUCGUGGGAUGUCUCACGUAUUGCUUGCUUCAACUGAGCGCUAACAUGAAGAUAGCCCUGGAUUCGCACAUGCGCACUACGUGGCAUGUCAAUCCUAGCGGCGAUCUGGAAUCCAGGGACGACAAACUUACAGCACACCAAGGUCGUAAUUUAAUGGCCGGCGCGGCAAGGCGCGUUUGGGAAGAGUUGUACGCGUGCAAGAAACCCGCUAUCGAGGAGGUGUUUAAGGUGACUCUGGUGCCGACCACUGCCAACGCCCGCGCGCCUGAUCUCACUGCAGUGCGCGAACAACUCAAUGAAAGCGCUCACAAGCUGUGGAUCAACUAUAUUGAUAUAGAGAGAAAGGCGGUAUAUCGAGUACCAUGGGAGCUGCACAAUCAAAUCCAAUCGAAGAUACAAAAAGUGACAGGCGGCCUGACGCGACUAGCGUCCCGUACUAAAGUGAAGAAGGAAGACUCCGCCAAACUGCGCCCGCAGCCGCCGCGGGAACACGCGCUUGCGUACAUGCAAGAUCACGUACAGUUAGUUAGACAAGCUUGGGGAGUUCAACUGGCAGCGGCAACUAACACUAGUGCACACACGACGCGGUACGUCCAAGCCGAGUGGAGCGGGGCGUGGCGGGAACUGACCCGCGAGAGGGGCCUGUGGGGCCCCACUCGCCCUUCGCCCCUCGACAAAUGGGCCUUGCACUGCACCGAGGGGCCCUGUCGCAUGCGCAAGCAACUGCGGCGCAACCAUGCCUUCUACACGCAUUACCCCUACCGACCAGAACUUGAGCGGACUGACAAUAAACAAUUGAAAUACAAAGUGGCACAAAGCCGAGACAGUAAGGAAUACUACCGGGUGUACCAACAGUGGCGCACUUCGAUCAACUUGGGGGAAGCCGAGGGCAUUGACACUACUGAGAUAGCCAGUUACGAGGAAGAAAUACCAAGUAAUAAAGACCUGUCAAUUGAUGUGAGCAAUGAGAAUGGGUCGCCGUCAGACCUCGUCAGCAGCGGAGUCGUGAGCCGAAAGCCGAAUUCAGUUGAAGCCAAUGAAGACGGUCCAGAUGUUGAGGAUGAGGACGAGCAGCAGUCUCCUCCGCCUGAUAAUCAAACUCUUCUCCGAUUACUAGAACAUCACGAAAAGAUCUCCCACAUGUUCCGUUGCGCACGGAUUCAAGGUCUCGAUACAACUGAAGGCCUUUUACUAUUUGGUCGUGAACAUUGCUACGUAAUAGAUGGCUUUACUCUUCUAAAGAACAGAGAAAUUCGCGACUUGGACAGCUGCCCUGACGACUAUGAACCUAUAUUACCCAGCCAAGGGAUACAAAAGAGCAAUCAAAGACAGUGCUCCAAAUUUUUGUAUGAGGAUAUCAGGGAGGUUCAUAAAAGAAGAUAUUUAUUACAACCCAUAGCUUUGGAGGUAUUUUCCAGCGAUGGUCGAAAUUAUUUGCUGGCGUUCCCAAGAAAAGUGCGAAACAAGGUGUACAGUAGGUUCACAGCACUCGCGACCGGCAUGUCGGACAGCGCCGCCGGCUCGGUGGCGGGGCAGAAGCGCGGCGUCGCCGUGGAGCAGCCGGCCGGCCUUCUUGCUACUCUGAUUGGAGACACCUCUGUAACUCAGCGGUGGUUGAGAGGUGAAAUUUCAAAUUUCCAAUACUUGAUGCACCUCAACACACUAGCUGGUCGAUCGUACAAUGAUCUCAUGCAGUACCCAGUCUUCCCCUGGAUUCUCGCCGACUAUGACUCUUUAGAACUAGAUUUGACUCAUCCGUCGACAUUCCGCGAUUUAGCGAAACCUAUGGGUGCACAAAGUCCUGAUAGAUUAGAGCAGUUUAGAAAAAGAUAUAAGGAAUGGGACGACCCGCACGGUGAAACGCCCCCUUAUCAUUACGGUACGCACUAUUCUUCUGCCAUGAUCGUUUGUUCGUAUCUCGUCCGAAUGGAACCUUUCACGCAACACUUCUUGAGACUGCAAGGAGGACAUUUUGAUUUGGCUGAUAGAAUGUUUCAUUCCAUCAAAGAAGCUUGGAAUUCCGCGUCACGACAUAAUAUGGCCGAUGUGAAGGAAUUGAUACCAGAAUUCUUUUACUUGCCAGAGUUUUUGGAGAAUUCCAACAAUUUCGAUUUGGGUUCCAAGCAAUCUGGAGUAGCUUUAGGCGACGUGGUACUUCCUCCGUGGGCAAAAGGUGACCCGCGCGAAUUUAUUCGGUUACAUCGCGCUGCGCUAGAAUCUGACUAUGUAUCACACAGACUGCACCAUUGGAUUGAUCUUGUGUUUGGGUACAAGCAGCAAGGUCCACCGGCUGUGGAAGCUUGCAAUGUCUUCCACCAUCUGUUUUAUGAAGGCAACGUUGAUAUAUAUAAUAUUGACGACCCGUUAAAGAAAAAUGCUACCAUAGGUUUUAUUAACAACUUCGGUCAAAUACCAAAACAGUUAUUCAAAAAAGCGCAUCCAAGUAAGAAAAUGUCUCAGCGGAGUUCGACAAUUUUGGACCCUAACAACAUAAUGCCAUCUCAAGGAAUCACGCCGCCCGAGAAGCUGUUCUUCCAUAAUUUGGAAAAUUUGAGGCCUUCCUUGCAACCAGUUAAAGAAGUGAAAGGCCCAGUCGGUCAAAUUCUCUACACUGACAAAUCAAUAUUAGCCGUAGAACAGAACAAAGUGUUAAUGCCUCCGACAUACAAUAAGUAUGUGGCGUGGGGCUUUGCCGACCACUCGCUACGGAUUGGCAACUAUGAUAACGACAAAGCUAUAUUCGUGUGCGAGACAGUCGCGCAGGCUUGCGGCGAAAUUGUCGCGUGUGUUUGUCUGUCAGAUAAGACUAUAGUUACGGCUGGGACGAGCACGGUGGUGACAGUAUGGCAAUAUUGGGCGCGGCGACGUCGUUUAGUGGUAAAGACAUGCCUCUACGGGCACGAGGAAGCAGUGACUUGCCUCGCUGCCAGCGCGGCGUACAACCUCGUCGUGAGCGGCAGCAGGGACGGCCAGCUCAUCGUGUGGGACGUGGAGCGCGGCGCGUUUGUGCGACAGCUCAUACCGCCCAAAAUACGCUCCCCGCCCCCCGUCUCGGCGUUAGCCAUCGACGAACUUACUGGUGACAUAGCAACAUGUAGCGGCAGUUGGCUGCACGUUUGGUCCAUCAACGGCACCCUGCUGGGCGCCGUGGACACGGGCGGCGAGCGCGCGCCGCAGGUGCUGUGCGUGGCGUUCAGCCAGACGCGCGAGUGGGACCCGCUCAAUGUCGUCAUCACCGGCUCCACGGACGGCGUAGUCAGGAUGUGGUCAAUUGAUUACAUAGCAAAAACUGUAGAAGAGGAAGAAAAGAGCAUCGAUGUGGAAAGCAUAGAACUACCGUCAAGUUCCAUAGAAACGGAUAAAAUUAAAUACGUGCAAAAACUCUCCAUACAAGACAGUGAGGAGGCUAAAUCUGAGAGUGAAGUAAAAUCUGAAAGUGACAUAAAGACUGAGGAUAUUGAGCCAUGCGAAAGGGAGGCAGCUAUCAAACGAGUAGAGGAGUUAGUUAAACAAAUGAGCUUGUCACAGGAAAAUGGAGGAAACCUUACAAAAUCCGCUUCAGAAAGUUCUCUUUCCGACACUGGAGAAACUACAAGCGCAAAAGAAUCUGCGCGUCGACACGACGAGAAAGACACGUGCAGCGACAACGAGGAGCCGCAGUACGAGCGGAAGGAGGACGUCGACUCCUGCGAAGAGUCCAAAGAGGAAUAUGACAAUGAGAAAGACUUGGACGGGGACAAAGAUAUGUCGCAUAGGACCAAACUGCAGAAGCAGGGGAAUGUUGUGUUGCGACGCAAAUCCAAAGGCAAUCCGUUGUAUCGUAAAAGUGGUGGCAGCAUAGGCGAUUCUAGUGAAACAAGCUCAGUAGAUACCGCGCAGUCUAUGGAGGCGCCAGAGAGCGGGCUGCGGCCGAGCAAGUCAGACACCAGCCUUACUGACUCCUUCGUCGUGCUCUCUGCACCCUCGUCCCCCGCGCCUCACCAUCGAGCGCCUGUAAAGGACACUACCUAUAUGGACACGGGGACAACCUGGGUUCGUCGCCUCGUGCUGCGCGGCAAACUCACCAUGCACACGGCGUACGAGCGGCGCGACAACGCCUGCCCCGCCUCCGUCACGGCCGUCGCCGCCGCCCGCAGCGGCCGCGGCCUGGCCGUCGGGGACGCUAGAGGACGGAUAUUCCGCUGGUCAGCGCCGGACAUGUCAAGCGCGGCGGGUGCCAAGGGCGGGCCGGCCGACCACUGGAUCCGCGAUGACACGGCGCCCUUCUGCACGCAGUGCCAGGUUCGCUUCACGGCGCUGGAGCGGCGCCACCACUGCCGCGAGUGCGGCGCCGUGUUCUGCGGCCGCUGCUCGCGCUACGAGGCGCCCGUGCGCCGCCUGCGCGCGCUGCGCCCCGUGCGCGUGUGCCAGCGCUGCCACACCAACAUACACGCUGCCAACGAGUAAGCACCGAGGAACAGACGGAGGAUCACUAACUAAACUCAGCUUAAUGACUUUAAUAUAGGGUUGAAAUUGGCAUACUGAAAACAAAAAACAACACGAAGGACGCGCGCUGCGCUUGUACUUAUGCCGUCGCCCUUAUGCCAAAUAGGAGAUUCACUACCUAUACUCAACUUUAAUUUCUUUGGCAUAACGUUGAAAUUGGCAUACUGAAAACUACACGAAGGACGCGCGCUGCCCUUGUACUUAUGGCUUCGCCUUUAUGCCAAAGUAGUUUGAGUCAUAAAGAAAAACGUCACGCCUUGACUGUCUGUGUGCCUUGCUCCUUAGUGCACAGUGCGGCAUUCACUAAAGAUCUACAGCCGCGACCUAAAUCAAAUAUCUACUCGAGAAUCUGAGACUAGAAAUUAACAUAUUAUGUGCGUGAAACUGCCAUUUAGUAUGGACGGGAAAAGGAUAAAAACUUUACCGUCCCGUUUUCGUGCAUACUAACUAACAUUUGGCAGAUUUACGCGCAGUUAAUGUUUACUUCCAAAAGUUACACUAUAACCUCUGACGGAUUGCUUGUCGCGCCCAUUUACAGACACACAAUACAUAGUACAUACACACACGUACACAGUAAAUAAAACAAUGAUUUCUUUGUUCGUCCAAUGCGUAUGCGGUCUGUUGAAAGUUAAAGUCCUUAUUCGAAUUUUCCGUAUACGCCGCGUGCAGUGUAAAAAAUGAAACCUGACUCAGUGACGUCAUUGUACAGUGCGCAAAGAACGCAGUAAAUGUACUGAAAACAGUCCAAAAGGCAAGGGGAAGUGCGGUUCCUCAAGUUCCUCUCGGAUCUCUAGUUUACCGUGCACAAGUAGUACGCAUUAAAAGAAUAUAAAUAAAUACUUAACUGUUUCGUUCCCUCAAAUCUAAUAAUAAUUUGUAUGUAUAUCGUCACCACAUGACACUGCUACCACGAUAUUGUAGUUUGUUUUCAAACUAAGACUGACUUUUUCCCAUUCGCCUCUCUCUUUAACGUGAAUUUUUUUUUUACGCUGAUUAACCAAACUUGAUUUACUUACACAACGUAAAUGAAUACUUGAAAAGAUUUUUUUUUUAAAUUAAUUCAUGUAGGUUGCUGUAUAUGAAAUAAAUUCAUUUAAUUUCAAGGAAUCACUCAUGCAUAGGCCUCUUCACGACUUAUUUAUAACAUUUGUUUAUUCAUAUAGUAACCUUGAGUUGAAUUUUGUACAUAUUUGCUAUAUAUAUCCUGCAUAAUUUAAUAUAUGCGUAAAUUGUUACACGGAUAAUGGAUGUGGAACAAUUCUCUGCCAAGAGAUAGAUAAAAUUAACUAAAACCUGAUACCAAUUACUAAACAUAUGGAAUGUAUCCAAAGUAAUAGAU